This is a messenger RNA of Oxyura jamaicensis (ruddy duck), 1873 nucleotides long. RefSeq names its product NK2 homeobox 5 (gene NKX2-5). Gene Ontology annotation, molecular function: DNA-binding transcription factor activity, RNA polymerase II-specific; RNA polymerase II cis-regulatory region sequence-specific DNA binding. The transcript is spliced from 2 exons. Bases 246 to 1133 code for a protein of 295 amino acids. The record is from RefSeq and is a predicted model, not a curated record. Gene Ontology annotation, biological process: regulation of transcription by RNA polymerase II; cell differentiation. Lineage: Eukaryota; Metazoa; Chordata; Aves; Anseriformes; Anatidae. Gene Ontology annotation, cellular component: nucleus.
UUUGCAUCCCUCAUACCAUCACGGCAAUGUUGGCCAAUAGAAAGCUAAAGUCACCCAAAAAGUGCCUAGUCCCUCCUUCCAGUCCCUUAUGGUCCGCUCCUACCUGCCUGCAGUGCACAAGGCGAGGCUGCUGGCGGGGAUGCUAUGUGCCCCCUCGGCGAGCUCCGCCGCCGCUCCACCUCGGCUGCUCCUCGCCUCCUCUUCCAUGACCCUGGGCUCCGGCCGCUGCCCCGCUCUCCUCUGCCAUGUUUCCUAGCCCUGUGACGACGACCCCUUUCUCGGUCAAGGAUAUUUUGAACCUGGAGCAGCACCAGAGCGGCCUGGCCCCCAUGGAGCUGCCGUCGCCCUCCUGCAUGCUGGCCGCCUUCAAGCAGGAGGCGUUCGGCACCGAGCCGCCCGCCCUGCCCGACCUGCGGGAGGAGCUGCCCGAGCCUCCACCGGCCAAGGCGGCCUUCCCCAGCCCUUACUACGUUAAGAGCUACGCGGAGAUGGACUCGGCCAAGGACCCCAAGGCGGAUAAGAAAGAGCUGUGCUCCCUGCACAAGAGCCUGGAGCAGGAGAAGAGAGACCUGGACGAUCCCGAGCGCCCCAGACAGAGGAAGAGGAGGAAACCUCGCGUCCUCUUUUCCCAGGCCCAAGUCUACGAACUGGAGAGAAGGUUCAAGCAGCAGAAAUAUCUCUCGGCUCCCGAAAGAGACCAUCUAGCCAACGUCCUAAAGCUCACCUCCACCCAGGUGAAAAUUUGGUUCCAGAAUAGAAGGUAUAAAUGCAAAAGGCAGAGACAGGAUCAGACCCUCGAGAUGGUGGGGAUCCCGCCACCCCGGCGGAUAGCCGUGCCGGUGCUGGUGCGGGACGGGAAGCCCUGCCUGGGGGAUUCUUCUCCCUACAGCUCGCCCUACAACGUCAGCAUAAACCCCUAUAGCUACAACGCCUACCCCGCGUACCCCAACUACAACAGCCCGGCCUGCAACGCCAACUAUAACUGCAACUACCCCUCCGUGCAGCCUAUGCAGCCCUCGGCGGCCGGCAACAACUUCAUGAACUUCAGCGUGGGGGACUUGAAUUCGGUGCAGACACCCAUCCCGCAGGGGAACGCGGGCAUCUCCACGUUGCACGGGAUCCGAGCCUGGUAGGGCGGCCCCACAGGGGAACCCCACACCGGGGGGGCUCAGCCGCAACUGGGAGCCGCUCUCGGGAAACUUGGGGGCUGCGGGGGGACGAGGACGGGUCGCUGUAGCAUCCCGCUGGAGUUCAGGAGCCUGGCACCCAUCUCUGUGGGGAGGCCUCUGGUGUUUGGAGCUGGCACUGGGGGGCUGCUCCCACCCCCAGCCGUGCCGGACCUCUCUGGCUCCCCGCUUCCAGCAGGGCCUUCAUCCCGGUAAUUCCUCCCCUUCCUUCCUACAAAGAAGCUGCUCGUUUUGCUUGCCUCCUUCCCACUAACCAAACAACAGCGAGCCAAGCCCUACAACCCAUAAUUAUUAUUAUUUUUUUUUUUACUCUUAUACUAAUUAUUAUUGAGAUCCACGUUUAAGUUUUGCACUUCCUGUAUGGUCACUGCUGCCCGGCCAGCUCAACGUGCCCCCAGGCUGCCCCUCGCCAGGCUGCUGCUGAGGCUCUCACCAGCGCACGGCAGAGGACAGCCCCAAUGGGGAACAAGGCCCCCCUCCCCUGACCCCCCCCGGUCCCUGUAGGGUUAUGCACUAAAACCUCCGUUAGUACCGAAAUGCACUGUCUGCUCCUCGUCCUGCCGCCUUUCCCUUUGCUGUAGCAGCUGAUGGAGAUCAGCGAGUUGUCAUUAAAGAGAGUGGCUUUCAUCGCGCGUCCCCGCCUUCAUUGCGCUGCCAAGGUCCCCCCGGGGGCUCCCCACUGCCAC